AUGGGGCGUGGAUUUCUAAGACUCAACACUCUGGAUCCAAGGAGUGAUUUUACAAGACAGUCAGAUUUGAAGUUUUCAAGUAAUGUGUUAGCUCUAUGCCCUGCAGCGCCGUUAAGUAGCACUGGACGAGAUAGCUCGGUAAGAGAUCCUAAAUUAAUCCACGAUCCGGGCUUGUCAGCCAAAAGUGCGCAUCUCAGGUUGACCAACCUGGCGCCGAAACACCUGCGACGCAUCACCUCUUGGUACCUACCAGGGUCGUCAACCGGUAUCUCUGGUGAGCUCAAGCAACUCACCGACAACACGACCCCGCAAACUGCGCGUGAACUUGCUAGCAGCAUGCAGGAGAUCACGAAGUAUAUAUGGGUUUGA
Molecule: messenger RNA, 369 nt
Organism: Penicillium cataractarum
Lineage: Eukaryota; Fungi; Ascomycota; Eurotiomycetes; Eurotiales; Aspergillaceae
Exons: 2
Coding region: 1-369 (122 amino acids)
Source: RefSeq, a predicted model, not a curated record